AAUGAGCUCUCAACUUCUCUUUUAUCCCUUGGAAGCCAUUAGUUACCAUCCCAUACCAUCUUCCUCCCAACCAAUUAUUGCGCUCAACGCCGGUCCCUCCCAGCAUGGCGGAUGCGAACAACGGCCCAGGUGAUGUUGCGGAUUCCAAGAAGAAAGAAACUGACGCUAUUUUUAUCAUGGAGUGCUUGAAGCACCUUCAGACUCCCGCUAGGAUCGAUGUCAGCGCGGUAGCGAAAGCACUUAAAUAUAAAAACCCCAUCUCCGUUGCAAACCGCAUCCGUGAGAUCCGAAAGCAAUUCAAUUUGCAACAACACUUGACCUGCUCCACGAAUUCUGCCAAUGGGGGUGCAACUACGCCUCGCAAGGGGGCAAAGACAUCUACGGGGCCCAUCAAAGCCAAGAAGGAACCUUCUGAGGAGGGGGGUGAAGAUGUCAAGGGAGAAAAGAUGAAGCCAGGGAGAAAGCCUGGGGCAAAGCGUGGGCGUAAACCAAAGGCUGCUGCCCUUGAAGAGGAUAAACCGGUGAAACCCGCCACCAGUGGUGACAACAAUGAAGCGAAUAGUACCGCCAUGGAGGCCACUGCUUGAGCUCAAAGGCUGAUCUGAUAAUACCAUGUUGCAAAGUCUUCUCUCACAAGCGUCAUGGAUAACAAGAUCACGUACAGUAUAUUCAUGGCCCAUCACUGAUACUAGGUUUCGUGGGGAAAGGGAUCUUUGUCGUUAUGUUCCUUGAGCUCUUCCUUCAUUUAGUGGUUAUGCGAAGUGGUGGGCGGCUUCGACAUUCCUCUGGUCGUUUUCUUCUUUGUUCGUUGUUUCCUACUUGGCCCAUACAUUUCUUCGAUAUCGGUUGCUCCUAUUCAAGUGCUGAUCAUUUUAUCGAGUUCAUGUUGUACCUUGAUGUUUUACUCCCCGACUUCGCAGUGGCUGGGUUAUCUCAUACUUCUACAAUCCUUUUUUCAUACACGGAAGUUUCUCAACGAGGGCGGCGGGUGAUUAUGUGGCUAGGGUAGCUCUCAGAGUACAAGACUUUGCGUACUAAACAUGCGUUCUUGACAUAAUGGAAUCCAUAAAAGAUCAUCUAAAUUCGGGAUGAACUACUGUUCUGCCCCGGCUGAUAGCCACCAUUCUAGA
Messenger RNA from Blastomyces dermatitidis ER-3, 1130 nucleotides. RefSeq lists its product as uncharacterized. NCBI's taxonomy places the organism in Eukaryota, Fungi, Ascomycota, Eurotiomycetes, Onygenales, Ajellomycetaceae. The record is from RefSeq and is a predicted model, not a curated record. Bases 105 to 587 code for a protein of 160 amino acids. The transcript is spliced from 4 exons.